AUGGCCGAGUCCAAGGCCGUGCCCUGGUGGAGGUGCUGCUUGCUCUACCUUGCCUCAGGCUCGGCAUGGGUCACGUCCAUCCCGUUGCUGAUGCUGGCCCUUGGAGGGUCACUGCAGCCGCAUAUGGGAUGGUGCAAGUCGCUGCUGACGGCGGUUUCCAUGUUCGCCGUCCUGGUUCAGGUCGACCAGCUCUUCGCUACUGUGGCCGUUGUCCUCGUCUCCUUUUCCUCCGCGCUGCUGGCACGGGCAGGGCCGGCCUUCUUGCUUGCCGCAGUGGCGUCUUGGAUGACGCUGCUCAACGCUCGGCGGCGCGUCUGUGCGCCCAGCCCCAAGCUCCUGGAGUUCCAGUACCAGGGCUACCAGGGCUACCACCAGCGCAGCGAGCUGCGCUUUGACGAUGAGGAGGCCUUGGGCUCUGAGAAAGCGGGCGGCCGCUUCUUCGCCUGCCACCCGCACGGCAUUCUCUCCGUGGGGUUUUGCUCAAACGUUGUCUGGGGCCGCAAGUUUCAUGAGGUGGUUGGUCACUGCAAGUAUCUCAUCGAUCCCACCUUGCGGAACAAGGGCUUGCUGGCCAAGUUCUUCUUGGAUGCCUUCGAGGGACCGCAUGGAGCCAUUCGCGACACUCGAGCAGCGACGAUCCAGGAUCUCAUGGAGAAGGGCGAGUCCAUCUCCAUGACUCCCGGUGCCUACCAAGAGGCGCCCGCCCGGGGGGGCGGCAAUCUCUUUUUGGCUCUCCUCGUUUGGAUAACACCGGAAGUCACAAAACAGAAAGUUUCGGCCUGGGGGGGGCUGUCCUGGCUGCCCACAUGGUUUGAAGCCUUCCGGUUCCUCAUCUGA
Symbiodinium necroappetens is the source of this 837-nucleotide messenger RNA. NCBI's taxonomy places the organism in Eukaryota, Dinophyceae, Suessiales, Symbiodiniaceae. The record is from the annotation of a GenBank genome assembly.